Molecule: messenger RNA, 3125 nt
Organism: Corythoichthys intestinalis (scribbled pipefish)
Lineage: Eukaryota; Metazoa; Chordata; Actinopteri; Syngnathiformes; Syngnathidae
Gene: coasy
Product: CoA synthase
Exons: 11
Coding region: 167-1852 (561 amino acids)
Biological process (GO): coenzyme A biosynthetic process
Molecular function (GO): dephospho-CoA kinase activity; ATP binding; pantetheine-phosphate adenylyltransferase activity
Source: RefSeq, a predicted model, not a curated record
CAUCACUCAGCCAACCUUCCUUCACGAGCCGCUGUGUCGUAUCAAAGCGGUUGUUUAACCAUUUGGACUAUCUCGUCAAACAUUCCCUUUUCUUAUAAGUGUGCUCGCGAAACGACAAUAAGCAGCCUUUUUUGCGGCUGUUACCACGACGACGGCAUCUGGAACCAUGUCAAUGUUCAGCACAGGCAUCCUGGUGCUCACGUCGCCUCUGCAUAGCCUUCGCAUUGCCCCGGUGCUCAGCUCGGCGGCCCAAUUGGUGGAGCGCACUCUCUACGUCCACCUGCACCCGGGACUUAACCUAAGCGGCGGAGGCCAACCACGUCCCGUAUUCAUUCCUCCGGCUGUCGAUCUCUGUUCACUCAUCACGCGACUGUACAGCAACGCGGCUGAUGUGUGCGCUCACCUCGACGUCCGUGUUUUGCUCACCAAUAUCAAUCCCCCGUCUGGCAUUUCUGGCCCUUUCCCCACGCCGCAGUUCCUGUCCCACCCUCCUGAGGUGCUGCUCACGGACUUCCCCCUGCAAGACCCUACGCAGUCACACCAGGUGACGCAGUGUCUGCAGGGCUACGCCGGACGCUGCUACGCAUGCCGGCCCGGCCUUCCGUCAGUGUUGCUUCACUCGGAGAUGGCCGCUCAGCAGGAGGACUCGGUGGUCGAAGAGAAUCAGCCUGAAGAUGGGAAACCUUUGGAGAUGUACCCCGACGUGGUGGUAGGCGGCACCUUUGAUCGUCUCCACGGGGCCCAUAAGACCCUCCUCAACAUGUCGUGCUUGCUCGCCACCAGACGAUUCCUCAUCGGCGUGUGCGACCAAGGAAUGCUGAAAAAAAAAGUGCUGAAGGAGCUCAUCGAGCCAUAUGACCUACGUGUUGAAAAAAUCCAGGAGUUCCUUCGGGACGUCAAGCCCUCCUUGCAGGUGGAGAUCGUGCCUUUGGGCGACCCGCUCGGGGUGUCAGUGGUGGAUCCACUUCUGCGCUGUAUCGUGGUUAGCGAAGAGACCCGCAAAGGAGGCGAGGCUGUCAACCGGAAACGUAUUGAAAACGGUCUUCCUGCUUUGGUUCUUCACGAGAUUCAGCUACUCAAGGACGCGCACCACUCCGAGACAGAAGAGGAGAAAAUUAGUUCGUCCAGCCUUCGCUCCCGCUUGCUGGGAACACUUCUCAUCCCACCCAAAGACACGCCUCAUCUGCCACUCAGACCGUAUGUGAUCGGUCUGACGGGCGGGAGCGGCAGCGGGAAGAGCUCAGUGGCCAAGCGCCUAGAGAAGUUGGGAGCAGUUUGCAUCGACUGCGACAAGCUGGGCCACCAAGUAUACGAGACAGGCACUGCCGCCUACCAACGUGUCGUCGAUGAGUUCGGAUCAGAUAUCCUGAAUGAAGACAAAAGUAUCAACAGACGAAUCUUAGGGAAGAAGGUGUUUGGAAAACAGGAAAGAUUAAAAGCGCUAACAGACAUUGUGUGGCCAGAAAUUGCACUUCUCGUCAAGGAUGUAAUCAGCCAAGCCAGGGAACAAGGUAAAGAUGUAUGCGUAUUAGAUGCAGCGGUUCUUCUGGAGGCGGGUUGGACGGACAUGGUCCAUGAAGUUUGGGUGACCAUCAUCCCCGAGGAGGAGGCGGUGUCCCGUAUAACAAAGCGAGACAACGUAUCACCGGAAGACGCCCUGCACCGCCUGCGGAGCCAGGGCUCAGACGCUCAGCGGCUGGAGCAUGCCAACGUGGUGCUUAGCACACUGUGGGAGCCUGAAGUCACACAGAAACAGGUGAAAUGUUGCAUUUGUACUUUGUAUAUGACUAACCUGCCAUAUACAAACAGUUGCCACCUCCUCAAUGCUGAAGCAUUACUGGCCCAAGCAUGAGAAUGAAGUUUCUGAUAAUCCCAAAAUAAACACAGCACUUAGAUGACGAAGUGGGGAGUCAAGAAGGCAAUGCAACUGUAGAUGAAAUUGCAAAAGUGCAACGAUGCAUGGCUGAGCCGAACAUGAACCGAAGCCCAACUGAGCCAAUGGACAUCUUAUCCAAACCUCUUUCAACUGGAAAUUCUUGUGCAUGCUGGCAUCAUUGGUUCCAUGCGAGUGUGUUGUCCACAGCAGGCUUGUUUGAUUUUAAAAAGGUAACCAACUAAAUUUUAAACAUUAAAAAAAAAAACUAUGUUUUUGAAUAAAAUUUUAUCAGAACAAAAAGUCCACAGGCAUUCCUCAUUCACCCAUUCAUUAUUACUUACAUUUUCACAUUAUAAUAUAUUUUCACAUAAUUUAAAGAUAUGGAAUAAUGCAAUAUGAAUGCAAAGACUUAAAUUAUUUGAUUUUACAUGCUGUGUCAGUCUGUCAAGUGGGUUGCCUGUAGGGAUUUUUUAUGUCCAGCAGGUGUCAGUAUUCAAUGACACAGUAUCCACACUGUGUCAACACAGUGUGUCGACACGCUUCAUGAGGUCUCACGGACCCAUCACUACACCACCAAUGUUUUUGGCAGCCAUUUUAAUUUUCUUUAGUCAUUAGCCUGUCAUUUUGUCAUUUCAAAAUGUGUGUCUUCAUCUAAUUUUUGUUGACGAAAACUAAUUUGGUCCAGUUUUAGUUGACGUUUACUCAAUAUUUUCAUCUGUAAAAUUUGAAAGUUUCACUCCAAAAAUAGAAAAAACGUUUCCAACUAUUUUGAAUGAACAUUGACAGACGAGCACAUAUUGUAGCAUCUACAAAUCACGUGAUAAUACACACUCAGCAGGAAAACAGUACAUUAUUUUCAAUUAGUUAUACCCACUUGGAGACACCGCGAACAGUAUGUAAAAGAAAAAAAAAGGUCAGUUUAAAAGGACGCUCGCCGUUAGCAAUAGCCUAAUGCUAGCGCGAACGUGAAUGCCAUGCUAAUGCUAUGGGUUACAUUUGGUGUGUGAGGAUCACUCAGCACAGACCUUUAAAGGCUAAAGCAACAUUGCAUUUAAAAGGAUGCUCGCCGUUAGCAAUAGCCUAAUGCUAACGUGAACAUGAUUGCUAUGCCAAUGCUACAAGUUACAUUUGGUGGGUGAGGAUCACUUAGCACAGACCUUUAAAGGCUAAAGCAACAUUGCAUAUUCUCUUUUCCCAAGACAAAUCUUACCGCGUGUCUCAAAACAAGCAAUGGGGAGACAGGAGAGGA